This is a messenger RNA of Aureobasidium pullulans EXF-150, 2118 nucleotides long. RefSeq lists its product as uncharacterized. The record is from RefSeq and is a predicted model, not a curated record. The coding region runs from base 1 to 2118 and encodes 705 amino acids. NCBI's taxonomy places the organism in Eukaryota, Fungi, Ascomycota, Dothideomycetes, Dothideales, Saccotheciaceae. The transcript is spliced from 3 exons.
AUGUCGUCCACAGACGACCUUCAAACCAUUCCCGCGCGCCAUGGUACAGCUACUUUCGUGCCAAAGGGUAGCACGAUCAAGAUUGUGAAUACCUCUGGUACUCAAGUCAUCGACACAUGGGCCUUUGCUCUGCCCACUCCACCCAAGAAGAAGGGACCCCAAGAAGACGCUCAAGACGAACAGGAUAAAAGCUACCAAGAGCAAGAUGAGAAGGAGAAGCUAAACCUCGCCGAAGAGGAAGACAAGAAGCAGCGCGAAGAGGAAAAGAAGAAGCAGGAAGAGGAGGAGAAAAAGAAGAAGGAACAAGAAGAAAAGGACAAGGCCAGUAAGAAGAAGGGCAACAGAAAGUCGCGAGGAGGUUUGGACUUGCCUUCGCAAGAGGAAGCCGAGGCGGCUACCUCGCAGCAACAGCAGGCCGCCGAAGCAGAAGCUAAGCAGCAAUCUACCCCCACCAAGAGCAGUUGGUCUUCAUACCUUCCUUCCCUGCGCGGUAGAAAGCAAAUCACCGAUGGAAACGCCAAAGACGACAGCAAGGCUUCCGAACAGAAGGAGGACCCUGCCGACUCGACAGAAGUGCUGGACAAGAGUCAAGAAAAGGAGAACUCGAGACGAUGGGGCAGUUAUCUGCUCAAGGGUCAGGGCGUCACCAGUUACUUGCCUAGCAAGGGAGCCAUCUCUGCUUUUGCUGCUCAGCAUGCUCGUGACCCCAACAAGACUUAUGCUGAGCAAUUGGCCGACUUCUCGAGGACGCCUGUAGGCGCUGCAUCUUUGUCAGCUAUCACGGGAUCUGGCUCCGUAUCUUCGCUCUACGCUGGAUACAGUGCAUGGAACGCCAUGCACGGCGACACUGCCCAGAUGGAAUAUCUCAGCAUGCCUCACACCCGUGCCUCAACCCUCCACAUGGUUCCCCGUGUCAACGACGUACUCGUGUCCAACUUGAGAGAGCCCAUGUUGACCCUUGUGGAAGAUACCAGCUCGGGUGUGCAUGACACGCUGAUCCCCGCUUGUGAUCCUCAACGCUACAAGGCUCUCCAAAUCGAGGACUGGGAACAGCAUGGAUCAUGUGCUGAGAACUUGGUUCUUGCGCUCAAGGAACUCAACGAUCGUGCUGGUCUCAAGGGACCCAAAGGUGUCGGUGCUUCCGUGACCGUCAACUCGGUUCCAGCGCCAUUGAAUCUGUUCAUGAACAUUCCUUGGAAAGGUGACAAAGGCGACCUCUCAUUUGAGGCUCCCAAGUGUAAGGAGGGCGAUUAUGUACGCUUCAAGGCGGAGAGGGAUGUCGUGGUCAUCAUGUCUGCUUGUCCCAACGAUGUACAGCAGAUCAACAAGGGCCAAUCCAAGGACGGACAUUUCCUCGUCGAACACGCCGAUGACGACUCGGACGAAGAGACUCCCGAAGAGGCCAAGAAGGCAGACAAGAAGAAGCCUCGCAAGCUGGGCAAGAAGGAUGACACCAAGCCUGAUGAGGAGAAGAGUGAAAAGUCUGAGGAGCCAAAAAAGAAGCCCGAAGAGCCAAAGAAGAAGCCCGAGGAGCCAAAGAAGAAGCCCGAGGAGCAGAAGAAGAAGCCAGAGAAGAUCUCCCUACCCCCGACCCCUGCAAUCGAGAAAUCAGAAGCCGCAUCUUCUCCCGCACCAAAGCCCAAGAGCCAGCCGAAGAAAGACAAGCCCGAGGAACAAAAGAAGGCAGAAAAGGUACCUCUCCCCGAGACCCCUGCCACCGAGAAAUCAGAAGCUGCAGCCGCUCCUGCCCCAGCACCCCCGAAGCAACUCAAAGGCAAGCCAAAGAAGCUCGCUGAUGAGGAACAGAAAAAGGCUGAAAAGACACCCCUCCCCGAAACACCUGCCGUCGAGAAGCCCGAGUCUGCCGCCUCUCCCGCACCUGCACCUGCUUCGUCUUCUUCCACCACUGGUCAAUCCACACCUAAACCCUCUUCAACUGGUCAAUCAACUCCCAAGCCCAAGGGCAAGCCUAAGAAGCUGAUUGACUCUUCCACUGGAGAAAAGAAGAAGCCUCGUAAAUUGGAGUCUAGAGCCAAGGGUACUUCUACACCAAAGUCUGGAUCUGCUGGAAGUCAGCAGGGCGACGCGACCGGCGGUGCUGAGAAAGCGGGGAGUUGA